AUGUCGGCUGUCUCGAACAUGAACGGCGGUGACACGAGCAACGCGACCGCUGCGUCCAAGCACCAGUUGAAGAGCAGCAGCAGUGCAAAAGCACUGGACGGACAGGGACAGCACAAAAAGCAGCAGCAGCCCGCCAACGCCUGGCAGAACGGGCGCAACCCGAUCACGUCGCGAAACUCGUCCACCACACCCAAUGGCACCGAAAAGCCUCUACCCAAGCUCCCGUCGCAGGGUCAGCAACUCAAGAGCUCGACAGACCUCAAUGCAGACAAGCAUGCACACGAUCGUUCCAUGUUCCUCUUCGCACAAUUUGUUGGCAAGGAUGUUAGCAUCACAUUAAAGAAUGGCGAGCAGUACAGUGGUGUCUUCAGCGCUGCAUCUCUGCAGUCCACCAAAACGCAAUAUGUCAUCAAGAUGGCGCGACGGAUAGCACCAGCGAGCGACGGCCAGGUCAACGGCACGACCGAGCACGAACCAGAACUGAUCGGCGAGGGCAGCGAUCACAUACUUGCUUUCGACAUUCAAGACACCAUCGAUCUGUCCGUGCAGGAUGUCUCCACGACACCCGUGACAUCUCAGCAGAAUGGCUCUGCGGGUUCGUCCUUCAGGACAGACACCCAAAUAUCCGCCCGUGAAUCGGAUAUGCUACGAGCACGCGAGCUACAGCCAUUCGACCUAGGUAAUGACACGUCUGUUGAUCUGUCGCUUGAGUCUUCUAACGGUCCCUGGGAUCAAUUUGCGACCAACGAGGCUCUAUACGGCAUCAAUACGACAUAUGACGAAGAGCAGUACACAACGGCGAUCAGACGAGAUGACCCCAAGUACUCGAGUCUGGCGGCGAAGGCGGACAAGAUUGCUCGUGAGAUCGAGGGUUCUGCUCCAGCCAACGCACAUGUUGCUGAAGAGCGACGCCAGAACGCAGAGUACGACGGCGAGGAGGACGAGGAGGCCAAGUACUCAGGAGUCAGGCGUGAGGCCUCAAAUCUGCCCACGCGAGGUGUCAACUCAUACGUUCCACCUUCGCAACGGCAAAUGACCGCCCUGCCGACUGUGCCUGGGGCUCCAUUCGAUCCAGCUAUCAUUUCAGCUCAAGUCAAGACCACAGCACCGUCGACCGCCUUGCCCGAGCCAGUACCUGCACCACACGUCGAAGCUGCGAAGCAACAAGUCGCACCAGACGCCGAAAGCGCUGUGUCAGCAGCACCAAUCGUCGCCAAGAAGGGCACGACUGAAGAUCGAGUUCGCGACACUGCCGACGCCUUCAGAAACUUCGCCAACGGCGAGAAGCUCAAGGUCCGUCAUGCACAAGAGGUGAAGCGCGCCUCUCAGAGACAGGAGAAGAAUGUGAAGCUCAACGACCUGAAGAAAUUCUCGGAGAACUUCAAGCUUAAGAGCCGUGUGCCCGACGAUUUGGUUCCCAUACUUGCUAAAGAUGCCGAGAAGCAGGCCGAGAUCAAGAAGAAGGCUGAGCAAGCAGCGAAGGAGGAGGAAGGGCGAGCGAAGGACAAGACUAGUGACAAGGCAUCGGCGGCGGCUUCGCCGGCUCCACCGAGCAGCAUAGCGGGUAGCGUUGCUAACGCCAACCAUCAGGCAUAUUUCAACCAGCAAACAAGAGCGCGGGUGUCAGGAAACAUGGCUGGUCUGCCGAUGCGCCCUGGUGGCCCGGCCAUGCCAUCGCCUCGUGGUCCCAACAACCAGCGCAUGCACAACCAGUUUCCCGGCAUGCCUUUACGACCACAGCCACUGCCGACAGACAUGCGGAUGCCUACUGGCCCUCCAGCUGCGGAGAAUCCUCUAAGCCCGGGCUCGCGGCUCAACGUCAAGGCAUUCGAAUUCCGACCAGCAGCGUCAAACUUCACGCCGACUGGCACGACACCGAGUCCGCAGCGAAGGGCCAGCGGCAUAACCCCACCUACAGAGACUACCGUCUCCUUCUUCAAGAACAAGGUCAAGGAUGUCAAAGAGUUCAAGACCGAGUACAACCCGGUCGACAGACUUGCCGGAAAGGAGUACAGCGAAGCGGAGAAGAAGAAGUAUGCUUCGAACGGCGGCGUUCCACAGGCAUACAACACUCCUCCUACCUGGCCUCACACGCCUGCGAAUCAAAACUCGUCAUACCUGACAGCAUUCCCGCCCCGGCCUUCGCGCAGUCAAGGCCCGUCUCCAAUGCAGACACCGAAUCCGAACGCACAGAUGCCUCACGCGCAUCAGCUGCCACCGCACAUGCAGCCCGGCAAUAUGUCCACGCCAACCCAUCGUCCGUUUUACCCACAACAGCACGGCCAAGGCCCGGCGUUCGACCCUCGCCUGCAGCAGCAUAUGGGACCCAAUGGAUCUGUGCAAAACUCACCACGAGUACAGCAAGUCUCGAUUGCACCAUUCAAUGCACAGAUCCCACCUAUGGGUAUGAUGCCCACUCAACCGAUGCAAGGAUAUGGUAUGAGCCCGUCAAUGCAAUACAGACAACCAUCCCUCCCGGGUGGACCACCCAUGAUGAUGCCAGGACAGAUGCCAGGGCAGAUGGGUCCAAUGCAGCCUGGUUUCCCGCCAGGACCACAAUUUCGAGCACCACAGAUGGGCGGCCAUAUGAUGGUACAGAACCCGUCCCAAGGCUAUAUGAACGGACCCGUGCCUAAUCAGAACUAUUCGCCAAUGCCGCCACAUGCUCAGCCACAUAUGCCGCACAUGCAGCAGCACGGCCCGGCAGCAUACAAUAACAACAGCCCUCGACCACCAAUGAUGCAACCGGGCGGCUCGCACCAAGGCUUCCAGCCAGGCAUGCCCAUGCAGCCUAACUUUGCUCCCUCUCCUGGACAACCCCAUCCGUACCACCUCCAGCAGCAGAGAGCGAUGUCGGGCGGCUUUCCUCAUAUGACACCAAGACAGCAGCACGCUGUUCCUAACCACGGUAGCCCGGGCAUGGGUGCUCCACCACAAGGCGACGAGGGCAAGUGA
Messenger RNA from Fulvia fulva, 2955 nucleotides. RefSeq names its product PAB1-binding protein 1. The record is from RefSeq and is a predicted model, not a curated record. The transcript has 5 exons. Bases 1 to 2955 code for a protein of 984 amino acids. Gene Ontology annotation, biological process: cytoplasmic stress granule assembly. Gene Ontology annotation, molecular function: RNA binding. Gene Ontology annotation, cellular component: cytoplasmic stress granule. Lineage: Eukaryota; Fungi; Ascomycota; Dothideomycetes; Mycosphaerellales; Mycosphaerellaceae.